Messenger RNA from Zalophus californianus (California sea lion), 15699 nucleotides. RefSeq names its product ligand dependent nuclear receptor corepressor (gene LCOR). Gene Ontology annotation, molecular function: DNA binding. NCBI's taxonomy places the organism in Eukaryota, Metazoa, Chordata, Mammalia, Carnivora, Otariidae. The record is from RefSeq and is a predicted model, not a curated record. The transcript is spliced from 8 exons. Bases 489 to 5159 code for a protein of 1556 amino acids.
GGUGUGUAGGCGGCAGCAAUGCUCCGUUGAGAGACGCGGCUUUCGGCAAGAACUGGACUCGUGGCGCCACAAGCUCAUUCACUGUGUCCCGUUUCCCUCUGUGCGGCGGCCGGCGGGACCAUAAGGGCUUAACUCAUAUAUUUAACCCCCCUCCAAAAAGGUUUGAAAGUAUUCUUGAAGGGCUGUUUGGACCUGCAUUAUUAAAAGAUCUCAGUUUAUUUAAAGACUGUGAACCUGAAAACAUUUCUGAUUGGACUUUUGAUGAAAAUUGUCUAUUCUGUUGCUUGAGAAGAGAUAAAGUAAAGGGACACUUAGUCGGUCUGGAUGAACCAGCUUCGGGAGCUGGGCAAGAAGCUCUGCUUAAACAAGAGCAAGCAAAAAUCAUUCGAUUCGAGAGACAAGCAGAAGAGUUCCUCAAUGCAGUCUUUUAUAGAAAAGACAGUCCCUGGGUCUCCGACCCCAAUAUUCCCCUAGUGGCCCGUGAGAUCAUGCAGCGAAUGAUCCAACAAUUUGCUGCUGAAUAUACCUCAAAAAAUAGCUCUACUCAGGACCCCAGCCAGCCCAAUAGCACAAAGAACCAAAGCCUGCCGAAAGCAUCUCCAGUCACCACCUCUCCCACGGCUGCAACUACUCAGAACCCUGUGCUCAGCAAACUUCUCAUGGCUGACCAAGACUCACCUCUGGACCUUACUGUCAGAAAGUCUCAGUCAGAACCUAGCGAACAAGACGGUGUACUUGAUCUGUCCACUAAGAAAAGUCCGUGUGCUGGCAGCACAUCCCUGAGCCAUUCUCCAGGCUGCUCCAGUACUCAAGGGAACGGUGAGAAUUCAACAGAAGCUAUAGCAGUAGAUUCUAACAAUCAGUCGAAGUCCCCACUGGAGAAGUUUAUGGUCAAACUGUGCACUCAUCAUCAGAAGCAGUUCAUCCGUGUCCUGAACGAUCUGUACACUGAAUCCCAGCCGGGCACCGAGGACCUGCGACCUGAUUCUGGAGCAAUGGAUGCAUCCACUUGCAAUGCUAGCUGUGCCCAGCUAGGCACCAGACAUAAGGAAAAGGAUGCUGCACGUCUCGAUAUGAUGUCUCCUACUUCUGUAGAUUUGUUUGUAGACUCAUCAGGCUCACACAGCCCUCCACACUUGACAGAACAGGCCCUGAGGGAGCCUCCUCCUGAGACAAACUCUGUAGAUGGAAGAGAGAAUGCCUUGACUAUUAUCCAGAAAGAUUCCUCUGAACUUCCAACCACUAAACCUAAUUCUGGUAGUUCAACGGAUAGUUCCAGUCUGGGAUACCUCACCACAUCUAAUUCUUCCUCAUUAAGCUUCCACCACAUCUCUAAGAGCUUGGAGGGGCAAACCACUGGACAGCAGCAAGACACAAAUGUGAAAAUAUGUGAGGAGGGGAAAGACCAUAUGCAGAGCUCAGCUUUAGUAGAAAGUCUGAUUGCAGUGAAAGUGGCAGCUGAGAAUAGUGAAGAAAGCAACAGCUGUAUUGUUUCUCAAAGAAAUUCAUUCAAAGCUUUAUCAGAAGAGGCUUGGGACUCAGGGUUUACUGGGAAUUCACCUAGAACUGCUGACAAAGAGAAUGCUUUACUGUGUAGCUCAAAAACACCUUUGCGCCAAGAGUUAGAGUCCAGUGAACAAGAUUCAAGGCCAAAGCAAGAGAACCAUCUUCACUCACUAGGAAGAAAUAAGGUGAGUUAUCAUUUACAUCCCAGUGAUAAGGGUCAGUUUGAUCAUUCCAAAGAUGGUUGGUUAGCCCCCAGCCCCCUGCCAGCCGUACACAAAGCAUCUAAUGGACAUUCGCGAACCAAGAUGAUAUCAGCCUCCAUUAAGACAGCUCGGAAAAGUAAAAGGGCAUCAGGGUUGAGGAUAAACGAUUACGAUAACCAGUGUGAUGUCGUUUAUAUCAGUCAGCCAAUAACAGAAUGCCACUUGGAGAAUCAGAGAUCAAUAUUAUCUUCUCGAAAAACAGCCAGGAAGAGUACUCGAGGGUACUUCUUCAAUGGUGAUUGUUGUGAGCUGCCAACUGUUCGCACACUGGCCAGAAAUUUGCACCCCCAAGAAAAGGCGAGCUGUUCACCGGCAGAAGCAGAGGGAGCGGUCACUCCCAGGCAGACACUUCCACGUUCAGCCCCUGGACCUGCAGUGGAUAUACAGCAUCCCAGAGAGGACAACCAUGAGGAACCUAGUAAAGAAAUAACCUCCCUUAAGGAAGGAGAAAGAGAAGCUUCCUCUGAAAAGGAGUCUCAAGAGCCUGAGGUCUGCCCCAUGACAAAUAAACCAAAUCUGAACAGCUCUCCUAGGUCAGAGGAAACAAUAGCCUCCAGCCUGGUGUCGCGUCUCCCUGCUCACCUUCCCGAAGAGGACAUUCCAGAAGGCAGCUCCAUGGUCUCAACUCCCACAGCAAGUGGGAUGGCUUCCCCUGAACGAGACGAACAACCAGUUGAACUGCUGGAUAUCAAGGAGGGGACUGUCACCCAAGACUGUCACCUGAUUUCCUCUACUGAGAGCAUUUCUGAGGGAGGCAGUGAAGUUGUUGUUUCUAGACCUCAUUCUUCUCCUGAAACAGUCAGUAGAGAGGAAGGUCCUCUGUGCUCAGAAAGUCAGAGUCCCCCAGUGGGCUUGGAGCCUCCCCUGAGCCUGGGAAAAGCUGAAGACAGCCAAAGCAUCAGUACCGAGGCCGAGACUGAAGACACUCAGGAGCUAGAUACUGACCCACUCUUGAAGGAAAGCAGCACUUUUACUAAUGAAAACCCCAGCAAAAUUGAGGACAGUGAGGCAGCAGGUGGUACAGGAAAACCAGAGGGACAGGGCAGUGAUGUAAAACAUUCUUCAGAAAAAGGUAUGUGUGAUCAAAACAUUGACUCCCCUGAAGAGAAUGUGGACAAGAAGAAAAAAGGUAAAAAACUCCCUGAGGCCUCUGACAGGUGCCUGAGGAGUCAGCUUUCAGAUCCCUCCUCUGCCGAUAGGUGCCUAAGAAGUCAAAGUUCAGAUUCUUCCUCUACUUGUCCUGAGAUCAAGAUUUCUAAAAAUCCUGGUAUGAAACGUUCUAAAAAGGAAGGGUACUCUGGCGAGACAGCAUCAGAGGGCCUUCUGGCUGACGGUUUCCAUACAAAAGGUCUGGAGGACACUGAAAACCCAGGUGUCGAUGAAAAUCCCUCUGAGAAAGACGCUGAGCGGGAGGGCGAAGGAGGUGGGAUCAUCACCAGGCAGACUUAUAAAAACAAGCUGGCAAAAGAAGUCAAGGGGGAAGAAGGAGAUAUUUUCCCCAGCAGUGAUCCCAUAACCACAGUUGGCCAGCCCCUGCCUGGAGAGAGACUGGAAAUCUAUGUUCAGUCUAAGUUAGGAGAGAAAAAUGCUCAUGACCCCUCAGAAGGUAUUCCUUGUACUUUCCCAGAACAAUCAAAAGAGAAGCCAGAACCAAUUCCUGCACAAGAUCCGGAGGAGGUUGCGAAUGAGGUCGGCACUGCAAACGCCCAGCGGAAAGAUGACGAUAGUGACCCACCGUCCAGUGCACCUGGGUUGUCAAGUAGUGGAAGUGGUGAUGCCGCUGGGCCCCCAAAAUGGGUACCGAGGCUUACAAGAUUGACCUCUUCAACCUACAACCUAAGACACGCUCAUUCUCUGGACUCCUUAGAUACUGCAAAAAUGACUUCAGAAAAGGAAGCAGCUCAAGGAAACCCAAUGCCAAAGGAAAAUGAAGCCUCAGAGAGUGGAGAUCGUGUAGACGAGGAUGAUGUGGACACGGUGGUAGAUGACCAGCCAAAGUUUGUGGAAUGGUGUGCAGAGGAGGAGAACCAAGAGCUUAUUGCCAACUUCAAUGCACAGUACACAAGAGUUCAGAAAGGCUGGAUCCAGCUGGAGAAAGAAGCCCAGCCAACACCAAGAUCAAGGAACAAGUCAGAUAAACUGAAGGAGAUUUGGAAAAGCAAGAAAAGGUCACGGAAAUGUAGGGGUUCAUUGGAGGUUCAAAAGUUUUCUCCUGUUCAGAUGCUGUUUAUGACAAACUUUAAAUUAUCUAAUGUUUGCAAAUGGUUCUUAGAGACAACUGAAACCCGGUCUCUGGUGAUUGUGAAGAAGCUCAAUACUCGUCUUCCGGGAGAUAUUCCCCCUGUCAAGCAUCCUCUUCAGAAGUACUCUCCUUCCAGCCUGUACCCCAGUUCACUGCAGGCUGAACGCUUGAAAAAACACUUGAAGAAAUUUCCCGGAGCUACUCCUGCUAGGAACAAUUGGAAAACACAGAAGCUCUGGGCCAAAUUUCGAGAGAAUCCUGACCAGGUGGAGCCAGAGGAUGGCAGUGAUAUCAGCCUCAGCCCCAAUUCUGAAGACAGCGUAGAGGAAGUCAAAGAAAGUCGAAAUAGCCAUCUUCCCACAAACUCACCUACCCCAGCCAGUACCCGGAUCCUUAGAAAAUAUUCCAAUAUUCGAGGAAAGCUCAGAGCCCAGCAAUGUUUGAUCAAGAAUGAGAAAAUGGAAACCCCGUUCGGGCAGGCUGUGGAAAGUAAACAGAGUUGUAAGAGUGUAUGCAUCAACCCGCUGAUGUCCCCCAAGCUUGCCCUGCAAGUGGAUGCAGAUGGGUUUCCUAUUAAGCCCAGGAGUACUGAUGGAAUGAAGGGAAGGAAAGGGAAGCAGAUGUCUGAAAUCUUGCCGAAAGCAGAAGUGCAGAAUAAACGCAAGAGGACAGAAAGCGGCGGCACUCAGGACAGGAAGGACACAGGAAGGUCCCCUGUGGUGAAAGCCAGCAAAGACAAGCAUGCCGAUGGAUCCACCAGAACCCCUGCGGCCAAGAAGCCAGCUGCGAGGGACCGAAUCAGCCAGCUGCCCAAAAAGACAUCCUUGAAAGAGAAUAAGCUGAAGACCGCUAAGAAGUCUCCUGGGAAGAGCUGCCCUCCGUCCAGGAGGGAAAAAGAGAAUACAAACAAAAGACCCACACAGCCCGCUGCCCCGGAGACAGGGACGAAACCUGCAAAGCAAAAGGGGGCAGGUGAAUCCUCUUCAAGGCCACAAAAAGCCACCAACAGGAAGCAGAGCAGUGGAAAGACUCGGGCCAGACCCUUGACGAAAAAAACCCCAGAGAGCAGUGCGGCCCAGAGAAAGCGAAAGCUGAAGGCAAAGCUGGACUCUUGUCACGGCAAACGGAGACGGCUGGAUGUGAAGUGAUCGGAAGGCUGGCAGCCACGAGCUAAACUGUCCUACAGAAAGUAACCCUUCACUUUGCAUUAACUAAGUCUGCUUUUAUAAGCUCAGCCGGCCUUUGAGAUCUGCAGUUAACGGAGAACACCACCAUUGAAGAUGUCAGAAAAUGCAUCUUAGAUGGAGACGGGAACUUGCAGUCUUUCUCUGAGGCUGAGUAAGGGAAGUUAUAUAUUAUAUUCUGGUUGUUCCUUGGGUUUUAAACUUGGAACCAAGCAGUUUUAGUUUUUAAAAGUACAGUGCCUUAUUUAUCCUUUUUGUUUUUAAAUUUACAAAAGCUAAAAAGCUGAUCUAUGUGAUUAAAGGCUUGUAUUUUAUACUUGAUGCACAAGCACUUGUACUGUAGCCGAGAAGACCACCAUCAUGCACAUAAAAGUAGCUUUUCAGCAGCCAUCCUGCAGUGUCUGUACCUGAACAGAUGCUCCUCUUUGCAAACCUGAGCAGUGAACUUCCCUCUGUGUCUUGUUUGUUUAAAUGAUAUUCGAAAGCUAAACCAAAUCAUUUUUAUGGUAUGUGGAGAUUGCAGAGGGAAUUUAUAAUUAUUAUGAAAGAUGAAUAUUUCUGUUACCCCUUUUUUAAAAAAUCAUAUUCAUUAUUGGUCACUCCUCUCACUUUUGGCCUUCUGUCAUUUAAAAAAUGUAUUCUAAAUUAUGUGCCCAUGGGACAAAAGAUGUGUCACAAGGUGUUAAUAUUGGGUUGUGACCUCUAAAAUUUAUUUACACCCCCCAGGUGACUUGCAUUACUGAUUCUUACCAUCCUUUUCAUUUUUGGCCUUGCAAGCUUGCUAGCACUCUAACAAGGUUUUCACCUGACUUUGAGGGGGAAAAUGUAGGAUUUUUUUUUUCCAUCUUGUAACUAUAACUUGACAAUUAGGAUGAGAGUGACUAUUGUAAUAUUCUUUCUUACCCUGAAUACUUCCAUAUUCAAAGAAAGCCAAGUUGUUGUUUUCAGUAAUAGAAAAGUUUCAGAGUUUGUGUGUGCAUGUGCAUUUGGGCGCAUUUGCCUGUGGUUAUUAGCCACAGAUGUCUCCCAGCCGCAGUUCUACAGUAAAAUUCUUUCUUCCCCAUACAGUUUGCUAAGGUGUUCACGAGCUGGGUAAUUAGCACAGGCCAGAUGGUUUAAAUGUGGCCCAGGGUCUCUGUGAGUAUCCGCAAAACCAGUUUGGCACCAGACUCAGAAAGGUCUAAACAGCGCAGUUAUGUAAAGGUCAGAGCGACCUUGUAGUGGGAGGAGACAGCUCCGGCAUCUCCUAGCGAGCCCACACCCCUCCUCCCAUCUGGAGUUGGUGUUCAAUUGGCGUGUCCCAGUGGGGAUGUACGUGUGUAGAGUGGGUGUUCGCAUUCUGAUUGAUUAGCACCAUCCUGGUAGUUAAUGCUUGUGGUAUCACUCCUGCCUCUAUCAUGUCAGGCUCUGUUCCUUGGCUUGAAAGUGAGAGCUGCAGUGUUUGUAACUAAUGUUGUUUGCCUUUCCCGAGUGACGCCUGAGAUGGUUGCACUGGUUUUACCCUGGUGCCUAUGACAUUGCUUCAUUAUAACACAGUGUGUACUCAGCAUCUCCCCUGAGCCACUCUACAGAAAAGCCUUGGUUGUUAGAACUUCAGCCAGCCUCUCUACUGUGCUCUGUCACAGAAGUAGGCUUAUCUGGACAGGUGCUACUCUGUCCUUUUUACUAAAAAAAUUCCAUUUUAGAUUGUUCAGAUGUAUUUAGGUAAACCCAGAUGGGCUUUUUUCAUGCAUAGUUCAGUCAGGUCAUGAUAAAACAGGCCUUCUACCCAUUCUGUUAAAGAUUCGCUGUAUAUAAUGAGAACUUCUGCUGACUGGAUAGGACUGGAGAGAAAUGUUUGAUUCAUGGGAAAUUGAGAAUUGUAUUGAAUUUCAUAGACUAUCUUCAGUGAAGCCUUGACUCCCCCCCCCAUGUCUCCUCUAUCCCAUGAGUCUCUUAUUUUCAUUUUAAUAUCUUCGACUUUGGCCAUUCAAGAGCUACCUAUAUUAAUGAAACUGCUGAGUGUGUAUGUUGGACAGCCCUUUCUCAGCAUUAAGUUGCACAGAAGCAUUAGUAUGUUUUCAGUAGGUUCGGUUAAUCUUUGAAAAGUGGUUUUAAAGUUUUUAAAAAAUAUUUUCAUAUAGUCGUCACUGGAUACUGUUUUUGUGGUGACUUAAACAGCUGAGGGGUGCCGAGGUCACGUGUGCUGACUCCUGUACUUGUUGUAGGUGCCCCCCUUAGCUGCAUGCCGACUACCUUGUAGUGGUGCUUGGAUUAGGUUAGGGAGAGGUGCGAGGCAGUGAGCAGGUGCAGCCCUUCCAGUUCCAGGCUUAUUAACUCAUUCCAUUAUUUUUCUAAGUUCUUUUUCACUUUAAAAAGCAUACUUCAAGAUAAUAGCCUUUUCUCCCAUUUUAGGCAACAUUUGAGAAAAGGUAUCAAUUUGUAUGCAUUUUUUUUUUAAUACACUGCUGUGGAUCAUCUUUAAAAUCAACUUACAUUUUAUAGUAGUAACAACACUUAAAUAGACUGGGAUUCUACAUAAUUAGAACACUUAAAAGUUUAGAAGUAUUUUUAUAUUUGUUGAAUCUCCUUUUUGCUGAUUCAGUUAAUUUUGCUAAUAGAAGAAAGGAAAAAAAAUGAACUUGAGGGCUGGCUCUGGAACGCCCUUUUACACUUACAGCCGAGGCUGGCAAAACUGUCUCCUAGACAUCUCCAAGCCAGAUGACUCAAGUCCCCCCUUGCUUUCCCUGUCUUGCAAAGACCUCCUUCCAUGUUCACAGUAUGGCUGGCCACCAGAUGCAAAGGCAGUGGGUCCCACAUUCCAGAUUCCAAAUCACAAAAGAAUUCUGCUCCUGGGCCUAUACUCAGUACAGUGACUGUCCCAGCAAUGGAGCUGAAGUUGCUGACCAGAGAACUCUGGUAUUACCUCUGAGCUUCUGGGAGAGCUGCAGGGGCCCUGGGGAGCAAUCACUGAAGCUCUACCUUAGCUCCCCAGAGCUGGGCCCUCUUCGGGAGACCCGUCUUCGAGUCCCACUUCCUAGCCCCUAAGGCUCCCUGGGUUUGGGAGGACAACAUGGAGACCCUCCCUAGUCAGGGCCCAGAGCCUCACCCACAGCACCCCCUCAAACCCCUGGCAGUCUGCAGCACAGCAGGGAGGCAGGGAACCUUUCUUCUGCUCUUAAGGCAUCCUGCAUAGGAAUGUCACUGGUGUCUGUUAAUCUGCAAUUGCUAGUCUCUUGGAUCCCGUAGGGAGGCCAGUUCUGUUGCAUCUCUAUUUCAGUAAAGAUUUCUACACAAGCCUUAUCUAAAAACAAGAAUCUUGGGCUGUGGGUUUCGCUCUUGCAGUAGUAUGGAUAGGAGAGGUGCAGGUCGCAGUCCCUUCACAGAGGCGGUGCUCCUGAUGGGCUCCUCUGUGCAUCUCUCACUGUUCAGAUAGGACAUCAGUGAAACACAUCACUUCAAGACAGUUGCUUUGAACUGAAGUUUGGUCUCUUUUCUGCCUUGUGGUGGAUUCCGUAGUGAGGGCUACAGUUGUCACUUUCCUCUCUGGGCGAUGUCUUGCUGAUUGAAGGACCUAAGAUCUUGCUAAGGAGGAAAGGACAGCAUGCGACACAAUGCAGAUGUCACCACCAGCGAGUCUGGUGGCUUGUCACCGCGCCUGGGUAUUGGAGUUCCCCGAGGUGCUGCGCCCAGGAGCCACCCCUGUUCCUGUUGGUUUCCUGUCAGCCCACGCGAGCUAUCUUUUUUGCAGACCUUGAGAGAUCAAGGGUCUGCAGAAUACGGGCUGGUCGCUCUUUUGUAAAUAGAAGUUUAUUGGAACAUAGCCAUGCCCGUUUGUUUACGUACUUUCUGUGGCUACUUUCCAGCAGAGUGGAGUGUCUACAGCAGAGACUCUAUGGCUUGCAAAGCUGGAAAGAUUUACUGUCUGGACCUUCAGAAAAAGUGUGCUGACCCUCCUUGUUUAAGAAAAAUCAUCCUUUUUCAGGAACAAAUUUUGCCUGAUUUAUCUUCUCCUUUCUUUUGCCUGCCCCCCCCCCCCCGUCCUCUUCUUUCCUUUUCUUCUUUCUCCUCCUUCCCUUCCUUCAGUUUUGUUCUUCCUUUCACAUUUCUUUAUGUCUCCUUGCUACAGAAGAGACACGAUGUGUUGUUAGAGCACACUGGACCCUGCCUCCUGACACUUGAGCUACCGCAGCCUCACACCUCGCCUCUUUGAGCCGCCCAUCGCUGGCCGCAGUGAGGCCGCCGGUAGUCUCUAGGGUCAGCCCCACAGGCGAAGAGGGCUUCAGAGUUCUCAGUGCAGCCCUGGCCCCUCAUUUCCCUCUGUCCUUAUCUCAGACCUGACUCUGGCUUCACAUCUUGUGUGUUACUGAGGCAAGCCAGGAUUUGUUUUUGUUUUUGUUUUCAAAAUUAGUUGAGGAUACUUCAGUUGGAGGUUCAGUUUUCUGAGCCACAUGUUUAGAUACAGAAAAAGCCUUUUCACAGAAGAAAAAUAAAGUCCAGUCACUAACCCAAAGUUUUUAUUAUGUAAUGUUUUUGGCCAGCUUCUAGGAAAAUAAAAAUGUAUCAGUACUAAUAUUUUUUCAGUCACAUACUCUCCUUUCAAAAUAACUUUAUUAAAGGCAAGCCAACAAAUAAAAAAUAGGGGCUUGCUUUGAACAUGCUUUUAGAAAAGAACAGAAAAUUGGAGCAUAUUAGAACCUGAGUAUAACUGAGAAGUUGUAGAUUGUAUCUUUGGAUCAAAUCCAGUCAACUCUAAGCUGUUGGUCCUCCCUCUCCCGCACAACUCAAGAAUAAGCUUCUAUACUGUGCUACAAAUGAAGUUGAAUGUCAUGUCAAUGAAAAAAUUUCUGUCAGUGGCCCCAGAACAGUGAUUGUUUCAAUUAUUUUGAAACAGAUAAUUAUUAUUUUGACUUCUCAGCUAUUAAUUUUUGUCUUCUUAUGGCUUGAUGUCCACUGAAAUACUGCAAAUUUUUCCUACAAGUAUGAAAUCAUGUCUAGGUAUCACACAUUGGCAAGGCAGUCCUCACCUCCCAGCAGUAAACAUACUUCCCUCCCAAAUCCUUUUUCAGGGAAAAAAAUGAAAAUAAAAAGAUUAUUGUAUUUAAAACAAGCAGAAUUGUGAAAAGCCUUUUGAGGCAACCUUCAGUACAGUUCAUCCCUUGAAAUGUCAGAACAAGCUGCUUUGUUCUACAGUGGACGGGUUGGAAGACUUGAGGGUCUGACCUCUUUCCUUUAAAGAUAUUAAGUCAUACUCAGGCAGGAACCCAGAGCUCUCUGAUACUGCUUCCGACUUAGGGCUUUGCCAUGUUCUGCUGGGGGCACCUAGAGGAUCACCUGGGGCGCUUCUGCAGAGGGUAUGCUUGCUCAUGCUUUUGCUCUUGGAAUUGAGCUGGCGCUGGUCAGUUCCUUCCAUUACCUCCUGUCUGUCUGUCCUUCCCUUUCCCAGAGUGCCGGUGGUGUAUGCUCGGUGCUCAGGAGACAUCCUUAGCUUCGGUGUUCAGAGGGGCAGUUGUGUAGCUAUGCCCCCCUGGCAAGCACAGUGGUGCACAGAGGCUUUCUCCCCUGCCUGAGGCCAGUCCACGUCACACAAGGUGCUCAGCAGUAGGCAAGGUACGCAGAAGUACAGAUGGCCCAUAAAACAGCAAUAGCAGCAGCAAAAAACAGGUUUUUUAAAAACAUUUUCUAAUAUGCCGGAGGUUGGAGGAAUGCAUUUUACCUUUUUUUUUUUUAAAAGGAUUAUAUUAAAAAAAAAAAAAAAACAGGUGAAAGAUUUAUGCGACCUAAAGAGAAACCAGAGUAACAGAGACCAUAUGUAGCUGACACAGCCUAAAAUAUAAAAUAUCCACCACCUGGCUAUUUACAGAAAAGGUUUACUGACCCCUGUAGUAUGUCAUUCAAGGUCAGUUAUGCAGACAGGCACAAAGGUUUUUCCUGUAAUCCAGCCUUGCACCAUUUCUGUCCUUUUAGAUUUGAGGGUGUCUUGCCAGUUCAUCUCGGCACACAGCUGUUGUUGCAUGUUAUUUCUGAGUAAUGCUUGUGCAGUAAAGAAAAAGAAAAUAUCCCCCUUCAUUGAUUGAAUAUUUGUUGAAUCGUGACCUUACCUACUAGGAUAAGUAGUUAAAACUCUCUUAGUCUCUUACAAAGUCUCUUAAGUCUUCCUCUAUGGCAAACAGAUUUAGUAAUGGACCUAAAGCCGAGAUAGUGCCUCUCCUGGCCAGCACAGGUGGGCUCCUUUUACCCCCUAGAGCCCUCCUUUUCUUUUUUGUGUACAGCAUAUUUGCAAGCUCACUCCCCCAGCUUUGGUCACUACUUGUGAAUAUAACUGGCUGGCCUGUGCCUGUUUGAACCUCGAAUCCAGCCUGGCCAUUCUCAGCUCUCUUAAAAACACCAGCAUGUUGAUGGCACCUUGUUGGCACACCAGCAGCUGCAGACUGAAGAAGAGCAGAGCUCUCUGACCUGGCUCGUCUCAUUUGGAGGAGCCAUCCUUGACACCUCGCCUCUUCCCUCUUCUGCUCAGGCCACCCUGCCCCCUUCCAGGAGGUGUCUUCUCGGGGACGGUCUCUCAUCUCCCGAGCAUGUCACUGACCACAGGCGUGUCAUACUAGAAGCCUCUUUCUCCGUAACUCUUUAUUUUCCUUCUAGAAUUUAGCCAUUGGGUCCAGAUGCUCUUCAGUUUAUCAGCUUUUUCAGCCCACUUGUUGUCUAUAAUCUGCACCUCAUGCUGUCUUGCAGCUGAAGCUGUAGUAUUUGGGAGGUAGUUUGUGGGAAAGAUGCUCUACAAACAAGAUCUGCAUAAUUUUGUAUAUUUAUACCACAUAUAGGGAUUCGUUUUAGAGCCACUGUAGCUUAAGGGUAUUAGUUUCACCAGUGUUCUAGGAGACUGUGUUAUUGACUGUGGUUUCAAAUAUGUUAUAUAAUACAUAGUUAUUCACACCACUGUGGAAUAUAUUUCACUGUGUAAAUAGUGAUAUUUUCCUGUUCAAAUGCUUCUAUAGAAAGUAUUUAUUUUAACAACAAAAAAUUAACUGUCAAAAGGGCUUUCCAAAAAAGUGUUCUUUCUAGCCACCCAUCUUCCCCAAUUGCCAUGCUCAUUCAUUGAACCCUCAGACAAUGUAGUGAAGGCAGAGGGUGCGGCGUUGAAACCCUCACUCUGGGCAUAUGCAAUGUGGAUUGGGAACCUGAGUGCUUCCCCCCAGUGUCAUCCCGUCCCAGAGCAAAGUGGGUCUCCCAGCACUGGUACGGCCGUGCCAGGCGUCACAUCAGGGCUUGCCUCAAGCAGCCCACGUUUUGCAUGCACAGUUGAUACCUUCUGACUGUCCAACCGCCUGUGCAGCGAAAUGAGCCUUAGUUGUAACCCCAAGGAAAUCCAAACCCAUACCUGUGGGAUAUGGAGAAACCACUGGUUGCCUAAAGAAAGCAUUAAGGUAUUUUGUAGUCUUUCUCAUGUUUGUGAAAGACGCACACCUGUUCACACUCAUUAACCAUGGGAGAUAAGCGUGUUUCCUUCUGCACCUUGACAGUACUCGAGAGCACCUCAGCUCCUCCUCCUCCUCCUCCACUUGCUCUCCCUCCUCCCCCUUUUCCCUGUCUCAGCAAGCAUCUGUGCAGAUGUGGGCCAGUCCCACCUGUAACCCGUGGUUACAGAAUGAGACCUUCUGUUCUCAGAUGUAUUCAGCUUUACUUCUCAGGAGUCUUGGUCUGCGAUUCAGAGCACCCCUAGAUGUAAUGGAACUGAUGGCUUUAUGAUCAUGUUCCUCUUCCCUGUGCCCCAUUCCUGGGCACCUCUGUCUGAGUCAUGAUUCUCAUUCCACCCAGCUGGCUGGACUGAGAACUGCGGCUCCAGGACCGCAGAGCGCUUGGGACUGGGCACACAGGGGGUUUUGUCCUCCAGUUGAACCAUAAUUUGCAUAUUUUCUUAUGGCCUCCCUUUGUCUUUUCUAACAAAUGAGGAGGACACUUGAACAGUAAUGCUGGAGAAUGUUUUUUUCUAAGAUACUAUUUGUAAGCAAAUCUGAUUUUAAGAUGAAAUGUGAAUGGGUAACUAGGUGCCAGGGAAUUUAGCACUGAACUAGACAGUCAACACUUUUUUAACCUUUGCAGGAGGAAAUAGAUUUUGCUCUCAUCUAAUGUUCGCAAGAAGUAAUGUUGUAAAUAGUUUUUUAAAAAUAUUUAUUACGUGUGCUGUAUACAGAUUCAUGUUCUGAGUGGUGUUGGUCUGCACUGUAGUAUUGUAGAAGGAUAUAUUUUGAGCAGUGGACUUACUUUCAUAACACAGUUCACACAUGGAGAAAGAACAGAAACCAGCAGGUUGAGAGCUAUUUGGGGGCAUUUGAUCUGUAAUGCUACAUCAGUCCAAGCUUUAACUGCCCCCUCUUCUCAUCUGGUUAUGUUAUAUAUUAUAUAUAUAUAUACACAUAUGUAUGAUAAACUGGUCAGUUCCCAGAUCUGCAGAGCAGAUUUCCAGGUGUUCUUUCUGAUGUGCUGCGCAUAAGCAAUAAGAUCCUAGGAAAUAGCGUUUGUUCCGGGCUCUGCGUUGGCCCUUGUCUCAGAGGGUAGGGUGGGGGUAGAACAGCUCUUGCUAAGACCUCUUGCCUUUACCGGAGAGGUGGCUGUACUUGAAUUUUUGCUUCUGUUUGUCUGCACGCUUCCUCAUGUCAUACAACUCUACCAAUGGAUGAGAAAUCUGCCAGCACCAGACACAUCAAAAAUUGGUCAUGGAGAUUGAAAAAUGAUCCUUUUUCCAUGAAUUUGUAGGGCUUCCAGAAUCUAGUUGAGGCAAAGCUCAUUUGGCUAUAAACAUAAAUUGCCAGCUAAAAGCCCUUUGAGUCUAUCCGCCCUGCCUUUGAAAGCUAAGCCCGUUUCCUGUGAUCCUCCUCUGUGCCUGGGUUUGAAACGUCUGCGGUGAAACCCUUUAGAUCCGAGCAAGGCAGGCAGUCCCUCUUCCACGGCUCCCAGCGUGUCCAGUUCCACAGCUUUCUAAGCAGCUUUCUAGCAGCCUCUCCUGUGACCGUCCUAAACUUUAUGAAAAAUACCCCACACCCAAAUAACCAUGGAUAGGAUAAGGUAGUUUUUUAGGCUUUUGGAAUAUGUCUUCUCUUUUGUAUUUAUGAUGGUGUUUGGAAUUUUUCACUAGUGUUUUUUUAGAUUGAAGUGGGUGCGUUAGGAAAAAAAAAAAACUUUCCAUUGCUGAGCCUGAAAGCAAGCAAGAGGAAAGAGACUGACUAUAUUGUGUCAUUGGGGAGGUGACUACUUGUGGUGGUGGGAGGGCGGGGAGGGGCGUCGUAGAUUAUGUGGGAGUAAAAUAGAACUCUGGCCUGAGGCUCCCCAAGUGUUAUUACCUUGUAAUAAAUAAUCCCCUUAUUAGCCUCACUUAAUCUCAAUAGAAGCCUGCUGUUUACCCUCAGGGAACAAGUAGUUUUCAAAAUUGAGCUCCUCCAAGGUCACUGGCCUAUGCCUGUGUGCAGGCAUUGGUCGUCUUUGUGAACUCAUGGCAUUAUUUUCCCAUAUGCAUUAUGAUACUAAGAAAUUCAACCCCAACCUGUAUGAAAAGCACAGCCCAGGGUCCUACUUUAGGCUAGAGUUAAUGCCUUUCAGGGGCCAAGGGGGCAUAGGAGGCCCAUGCAAUUUAACUGAAGCUCAGGUGCCGUGUGGGAUUUUUAUUCUUUUUAGGCCACGACCCUUCAGAAUGAGAUUAGGGCAGGGGCUGCUGAUCCGGCUGUGGAUCCAGGGAGCUCUAAGAUGAAUCUCUACCGUUCCUUUAAGGUCUUUCUGGUUCCUCCCAGUGUUGUCAUUGCCGAGGUCAAUCUUGUAGUUGUUCAGAUGUGCUCCUUUUUGCUGUCUUGUGAGUCUUAGCCAGUGAUCCAGAUGCCCAAGGAGAGAGUCUCCGAGGGCCUAGCCCCUUCCCAGUAUCAAGUGUGUGCUCCUAACCUGUGUGAAGGUGGUCUUUCCAAAAGCAGUGAAUUGAGAAAUUCUGCAAAUGGUAAUCUGGAUGAUCGGCGUGUAUCUCUUGGGCCUGGAUUUCCAUUAUGUUAGUGAGUGUAGGAAAAUACUGUGUCUUUAAUGGAUGAAAAUUCAAUGUAUGCUGUGAAUUUGUUGGUUUGAAACAUUGAAAAAUUUUCAUUAGACAAUGUUUACAUACCUCACCUGAAGAACCUUUGAGAGUGUAUAUAUGAAAUUAAAAAAUAUAUUAAGUUGCUUUAAAACAAUAUGUAUAGCUAUAAAAGUUGGAGUUAUUUUAACUUUGAAUACGUACCAAGUCUCUUAAAUAUUGAAAUCUGUGGGCUUUUUGUGCUUCUGUGUUUUACUUUCCUAUUAGGCCAUGUAGGAAACUGUGUUCUUGUUAUUGGUAAAGGGGCCCUCGCUGAAAUCCAAGCUUGGAAGGAUUUCCUUUGUUGUUUCAGAUUUUCUUGUUUGGUUUUGAGGGAUGGGGUAUGGAGCUAGAGGAUGUGUGGGAGGGAUUUCUCUAACAUUGACAUCUAUUCCAUGAGCUUUUUCUAGGCGCUUAUUUUAUUGCAGCGUAUUAAAC